CUUUUGUCUGCCUUCUGCUUUCUGAGUCCUCGUGUUUUAAUCUUAUAGCACAAACCAUGGCAUCGAUUUUGCGAUCCAGCAAAUUUGUGCGGUAUUUUGCCGGUUUUGCACGGAAUAUCGUGUUUAACACUGCUCGAGAGACUGAGGGUAGCUUCGUGCAGCAGUCACAAUGUUUGUGCAGCAAUUCCAUCAGCGGAUUUGCGACGUCGGCAGCCAGCUCGAGUCAAGGAUUGGAUCGUUCACUGAAAAGACUUGAUGAAGAUGUUCGACGUUCGGGGCGUAUCUCCCGGCGGGAUUUGGAGGAUGUUUUGGAAGAGAUACGGGUGAACCGCUCGGCGACGAGUGCACAGUCCUUGCUGGUCAUUCGCUGUUGCGGUAAUUUAGUACCGGAGGAACUUCCUGAGGUGCGAACAGCACUGGUACAGGAAAUUUGGAAAACACUUAACAGCCUGAGUGUUCCCAUGGAUAUAUCCCACUAUAACGCACUGCUGCGAGUUUAUUUGGACAAUGAGCAUUCCUUCUCACCUACCGAAUUUUUGGCUGACCUUAAAGCAAAGGGUGUAGAACCGAAUCGAGUGACCUAUCAGCGACUAGUUUCUCGCUACUGUCAAGAAGGUGACAUCGAAGGAGCUACUAAGAUUUUAGAAUACAUGCGCGAGAAACAGAUGCCCGUGAACGAAUAUGUUUUUAACGCUCUUAUCAUGGGACAUUCGCAAGCGGAUGAUUUGGAAUCGGCUACCGAAAUUUUAGCCGUGAUGUCACAGGCGGGAUUACAACCUUCGGCGGACACAUACACUACAUUACUGUGCGGUUAUGCACGGAAGGGUGAUAUUGAUUACAUUAAUAAAACAUUAGAAACUUGCGAGGAAAAGGAAAUCUUCUUGCUGGACAAAGAUUUGCUGGAUAUUAUCUACUCACUUGCCACGAAUGGUUAUGCGGAUAAAGUUGACCCACUGGUGGCGAAAAUUCGUAAACAAGCAGGAUUUAAUCAAGACGCGGUCAACGUUAUCCUACGGUUGAUCAACAAGGGACAAGAAGAUGUAAGCUUGAAGCUGCUCAAGAUUAUGCCAAGAGCAACGCGAAACGAUGGUGAGCUGGCCAACACCGGUGGUUUUCUACUCAAGCAGCUAGUAAAAGCUAAAAGGCCCAUUGAAAAAGUACUUGCCAUUUGCAAUGAGUUGCAAAGUUCGGGGUUAAACCCGAAUGCAUAUUUGAUUGCACUGGAAACGGCUCUCAAAAAUGGCAUUGUUGAUCUAGCUUAUCCAUUAUUAAAAGCCUUAAAUGACCAAAAUCAGCCCGUACGCCAACACUACUUCUGGCCUUUACUGUGCUCUAGCGAUCAACCUAGACCAGAAGGUGUUCUGAAUACCCUGCGAACCAUGAUAGAAGAUUUCGGAAUUCUAGCUAGCAGUGAAACUGUCCGAGAAUAUGCCAUCCCGAAUUUAGGUCUCAGCAAUCACGAAGAAGUGAUUCAUCUAUUGAGAAGUGUAGGAGUGUCACCGGCAGUUGGAAGUUCAGGAUGUGCUUACAUUGCUCUGGAAAACAACAAUUUGAAGGAAGCAGCCAAUAUUGCCUCGCGCUUCAAAGCGUAUUACUCUCCAAGUAUUUACCGCAAGCCACUUGUUACUGCUUUGGUCAAUACAAACGACUUUGAUUCCUAUAUUCGCUUUUCUCGUCACUUGUAUGAUAAUCUUCUAAGAGCUGGCUCUAGAGAGGAAGUCAGUGAUCAAGCAGAAGAAAGUGAUAAUGUGCCUGGUCCAAAUUUCCAGGCUGAUGUGCUUGGUUUGAUGAUCUACGAUGUACUAGUCACAUUCAAGACGAAACGUAUACAAGCGCUUACUAAAGUUCUGACUGGAUUCGUAAACCAAGGCCUAACGAUUAGUCAUUCGCAGGCGGAACGAAUUCAAGAAAAAUUAGGAGGUGAAAUGACCACCGAAAUUUCGACUAUGUUGAGUCAAUUGGCCGCUGGAGAACUCGAGCCCAUUCAGAUAGAACAAGUAAACUCUAGGGCCAAAACAACUACUUACAGCUUAUCAAUCCCGCAGCUUGAACGACUAAUCAAUGAUCUACAAGCUCGAGGCGAAAACACAAAUUCACUGAAAAACCAACUGAUUCGCAGCGCAAUACGAUCAAAUGACAUUUCUAAAGCUGAAGAAAUACUUACCCGUCUGGAGGAGGAAAACUAUGUGGUUCAACCGGGUAUUUAUGCACAAAUCAUUGAACUGUACGCUAACAAUGACAAGUUGGAUGAAGCUUUUGGGCUUUUACGUAAAGUUAAAACCAAACUACCAGACUUUGAACUUGACGAAACAAAAAUUAUUCGGCUUGCUCAAGCAAUACUGAAUCAAGAUCGCUUUGACGAUACAUUGAAGUUCCUUGCCGAUUAUAAACCAGCGGUAGCACGCGAUGAAAAAUCUGUCGAUUUCAAUUACAACAGUGCUUGCUGGCGAAUGUUGAAUUCGUUGGCAGAGAAAGGAAACGUGGAUGGCGUUAAUAAACUGUUUGACAAUUUGCUCGAGAAUGGGUACAUAACACCGCAUAACAUAUUUUUGGGAGCUCUCAUCAAGGUUCACAUUGUUCGAGAAGAUUUACAGUCGGCUAUUACCGUUUUUGAAGAUAUUUGCCAGAAAUAUCGUGCCACACCGUGGAAGGCCGAACUAACAUGUCGCUUGAUCCAGGCAGAGGAUGCAACAAAUCUUCAACGGCUGACUGAUCUCAGCACCGAGGUUCACGGUGAAGUCAACAGUCUGUAUGAUUUGGUAUUUGCAUUUGUGGACUGUGGUCGCAUUCGGCAAGCAAGAAAAAUAUUGGAAACACCAGGACUGCGUACUCGAUAUCAACGUAUUCAAAAUGCUUGUGAGCGAUACCAUGUGGAAGGGAAAACGCAAAGCUUAGAAGGCUUGAUGGAAGCGACUAAAGAUCUCAAUCAUAUUGAUCGUUCAGAAAUAUACCAUAAACUACUGAAGAGCUAUAUCAAUGAAAACCAACCAGAAAAGGCUUUAGGUUUGUGGACAAAAAUGCAAGAAGAAGAUGAGACUCCUUCCGAUGCAUUUUUAAUUGAAUUGUCCGGAUUCCUCAAAACAUCAGGAUAUGAAGUACCAUUCGUAACUCCCAGUGCCGCUGGUGAUGUUAAAAUAUCUAAGAAAUCUGAAAAACCGGUAACAAAAAACACCGAAAAAAAUCCCCGCAAAGUAGUAUCUAUGGCGAUGAAGGAUUUCAAAUCUGCUCUUAAAGUCGGAGAUCCAGAUCUUGUCCUUGCGACUAGCGCCAAACUGCUUCCAAGUGAUAAACUCAAUCUUACCGAAGAGUCGCUAAUCGUAGAGGCACUCAUUAAUCGAGAUCGUUUGAACGAAGCAAUUAAGCGGGUUCUUGAUAUGCUUGCGCAAGAACUCUAUCCAAUUCCACGAAUUUUCAAGUAUUUCCUGAAUAAAUUGGCUGCUACGGGCGAUGUGGAAACCUUUGAGCGAAUCAGCGCCUUACUUCCCGAUAAUGUCAAAAAGUUAGUAUCCUUUGAUAAUCGUUUUUGCCACGCUAACCUGACUAGUGGUAAUGCUGAGCAAUAUUUGCUAUCGCUGGAAGCUACUAUCGAUGCAGUCACCAGUAAAGAGGAAGCAGAAAACGUGGCUAAACAUUUUCCAAUUGGAGGAGCUUCCGGUAUACUGAUAAACCAUCCAGAGUUGCACGACCGGUUUAACAAGCUUGCCGAGCGGUACGUCAAGUGGGAAAUUAUCACUCCGAUCAACGCACUGUGGGCACACUAUUUUGUAACUGGAGAAGAAGCAAAGGCAAAGUCUCUGUGGGAUAAAUAUUUGUCCAACAGCUCCAGAGUGAUGUUCCAAAAAGUCAUCCAACAUGCUAGGGAAACCAAUGACGCUGCUUUGGUACGCCGUUUGAUUGACCAGUUAAAGAAUGCUAAAAUAACGGAAAGCGGCAUCGGUAUUAUCUAUAGUUGCCUAAUUGAUACUUUGCUUUCAAAGGGACAGAACGAACAGGCUUUAGACGCUCUGAAGGAAGGGUUGCAAACUGUUUGCUUGGAGCACAUCAAUCGGUCAGCAUUACGCAGGCUGAAGGAAGGAUUAACGGCCGUUGGGCAAGAAUUUCCGUAUACGAUACCGGAUCGAAGUGCAAAUAAAGCAGAAGAAACUUCCAGCAGUAGUAGCAGCAGUAGCAGUGACGAUGACGUACAAAAAGUAAAAAAAUGAACAUUCGACGAUUGCUAGCAAGAUGCAUUUGUUGUUUUCUACAAUUCACCGGAUCGUCAAACUGUAUUCUUAUCACAUUAGGCCAUCACUACGCUAAUCCUUCACCAAAUAUAGUGUUUAAUAGAUAAUCAGUGACGUACCCUCAGCUCAGUA
Wyeomyia smithii (pitcher-plant mosquito) is the source of this 4355-nucleotide messenger RNA. It is a transcript of the gene bsf, whose product is annotated as leucine-rich PPR motif-containing protein, mitochondrial. The coding region runs from base 57 to 4202 and encodes 1381 amino acids. Lineage: Eukaryota; Metazoa; Arthropoda; Insecta; Diptera; Culicidae. Gene Ontology annotation, molecular function: protein binding. The record is from RefSeq and is a predicted model, not a curated record. The transcript has 5 exons.